CCGGCGGCGGCACUUCCGGUGCCCACGCGCCGCCGCCGCGCAGCUCCGGGGCCGUCACUUUGUGUAGCGCGGGGCGCGCAGGCCCGGCCCCAGCGUCCGCCCAGCGCGCGCGGCUCCAGUGGGCUGCUUCGCUGUCUUCUGCUGCCGGAAGGAGCCUGACCCCACUGGCUGUCCAGAGCAGAACCCGUGGCAGUGAAUGGACACUCCAGUCUAAACUUACCACUUCCCUGCCUCCUGCCCCACUGAGCUGGGCAUGCUUAGACCUCCCCAAGAUUCCCUCCCUGCUGCCGAGUUCGUGUGUAUUGAGAGCUGGGCUGAGCUGAGGCUUGUGUCCAGAGAAGAUGGCAGCCCUUCACACGACUCCAGACUCCCCAGCCAGCCAACUGGAGAGGGCAGAGGAUGGGCUGGAAUGUGAUCCUGAUCCGGAAGAUGAGGAGGAAGAGAAGGGGGAGGAGGCAGAGAUAGAGGAAGAAGAGGAGGAGGAGAUAGUAGUGGAAGAGGAAGAUGAGGAGGAGCCGGAGGAGUUGGAGGCAGGGCAUGUGGAGCAGGUGGAGGUGGAGUUGGAGGAGGACGAGACUGUGGAGGAGGUGGUGGCUGAGGAGCAGAGUCCGGCACUGGGGACCCAGGAGUGCCUUAGCCGUGGUGGUGAUGCCAAGGCCUCAGUUCUCCAGGACAGGGCCAUGCAGGCCCCUCAGGUUCCAGCCAUGCUUAGGGAUGAGGACCUGGAGGAGGAGGAGGAGGAAGACGACGAGGAAGAUGAUGCCGAUUCCCUGACAGCUGGGUCUCAGGGACUGGUGACCUUUGAAGAUGUGGCUGUGUACUUCUCUCUGGAGGAGUGGGAAAGGCUGGACGCAAACCAGCGGGACCUUUACAAGGAGGUCAUGCAGGAGAACUAUGGGAUCCUGGUGUCCUUGGGAUACCCCAUCCCCAAGCCAGAUCUGAUCUUCCGACUCGAGAGAGGAGAGGAACCUUGGGUCCCAGAUAGCCCCCGUCCUGAGGAGGGAGACAUUGUCACUGGUGUCUACACAGGGGCCUGGUUCUGGACCGAUGACAUAGAGGACCACGAGGAUGAUGAUGAUGAGGACUUCCUGGCAGAGGUGGCUGAGGAGGAGAACGAGCCCCCUGGGCUGUGGUCAGCGGCCUAUGGUGUGGGGGAUGUGCCUGGGACUUGGGGCCCGGACGACUCGGAUUCGGCGCAGACUCCAGAGGGGUGGGAGCCCGACCCUGGCGGCCUCGGAGUCCUUGCUGAGGGCUCCGAGGUGAAGCCCUUCCUGACGGGCCGGGAACCUGGCACGAACCUGCUCGUGCCCUGGGCGUUCCCAACUGCGGUGGAAGCUCCAGCCGGGCGACCCGAGACCACGUGCGACGUAUGCGGCAAGGUGUUCCCGCACCGGUCCCGGCUGGCCAAGCACCAGCGCUACCACGCGGCCGUCAAACCGUUCGGCUGUGAUGAGUGCGGUAAGGGUUUCGUGUAUCGCUCGCAUCUGGCCAUCCACCAGCGCACGCACACAGGCGAGAAGCCCUUCCCGUGUCCGGACUGCGGCAAGCGCUUCGUCUACAAGUCGCACCUGGUCACGCACCGGCGCAUACACACGGGCGAGCGGCCCUACCGCUGCGCUUUUUGCGGCGCGGGCUUUGGGCGCCGCUCCUACCUGGUCACGCACCAGCGCACACACACGGGGGAGCGGCCCUACCCAUGCCCGCACUGCGGCCGCAGCUUCAGUCAGAGCUCGGCGCUUGCGCGGCACCAGGCGGUGCACACGGCCGACCGACCGCACUGUUGCCCUGACUGCGGCCAGGCCUUCCGCCUGCGCGCAGACUUCCAGCGCCACCGGCGCGGCGGCGGCUGCAUGGAGCCUGGUGGCGAUGGCACUCGGCGGGAGUCCUGCGAAACGGCGCCCGCGGCAGGGCCCGAGGAUGCAGAGGCCGGGCCCGAGGGACUGGAGGAAUCCGAACCUGGCGAGGCGGAUGGAGAGGCCGAGGCCGAGGCCGAAGUGAGAGAGGUGACGGAGGCUACCGCCCCUGGGAGCAAGGAGGAUCCUGAGACGGGCCGGCGGUUUCUCGAGCUGGGCAACGGUCUCAGGGAGGUCGAAGGCCCUUCCUCGCACCCGCUCGGCUUCCACUUUCCGGUGCACCCCAAGUCUUGGCUGCACCCGGAUGGUUUCCAGAUCCUGGGCCUCCCGGACUUCGGGGAGCGACUGCCGGCCGACGGGCGCCCCCUGCCAGGGCCUCUGGUGGGCCGGCUUUCCCUGGUAGAGAGUGCUGGGCUAGCCUGCGACCCUUUCGGCGGCGGCGGGCCCAGGGGCGGAGGUGGCGGCCUGCGUGCGUUUGGGCCCGCCGUCGGGGGUCUGCUGGCCGAGCCAGCGCCCGCUGCGCUGGCCGAGGAGGAGAGCCCGUGGAUCUGCUCCGACUGCGGCAAGACAUUCGGGCGUCGCGCGGCGCUGGCUAAACACCAGCGCUACCACGCGGGAGAGCGGCCGCACCGCUGCGCCGACUGCGGCAAGAGCUUUGUGUACGGCUCACACCUGGCGCGCCACCGCCGCACGCACACGGGCGAGCGGCCCUUCCCAUGCCCCGAGUGCGGUGCGCGCUUCGCCCGCGGCUCACAUCUGGCGGCGCACGUGCGCGGCCACACGGGCGAGAAGCCCUUCGUGUGCGGCGUGUGCGGCGCAGGUUUUAGCCGGCGCGCGCACCUGACGGCCCACGGUCGCGCGCACACGGGGGAGCGGCCCUACGCCUGCGGCGAGUGCGGCCGCCGCUUUGGACAGAGCGCGGCACUGACACGGCACCAGUGGGCGCACGCCGAGGAGAAGCCACACCGCUGCCCCGACUGUGGCAAGGGCUUCGGCCACAGCUCGGACUUUAAGCGGCAUCGGCGCACGCACACGGGCGAGAAGCCCUUCCGCUGCAGCGACUGCGGCCGCGGCUUUGCGCAGCGCUCCAACCUGGCCAAGCACCGGCGUGGCCACACGGGCGAGCGGCCCUUCCCUUGCCCCGAGUGCGGCAAGCGCUUCUCGCAGCGCUCGGUGCUCGUGACGCACCAGCGCACGCACACGGGUGAGCGGCCCUACGCCUGCGCCAACUGCGGCCGCCGCUUCUCGCAGAGCUCGCACCUGCUCACCCACAUGAAGACGCACCGCAGCACGGCGGGCGCGCCCGGCCCUGCGGCGGUGGUGGCGGCCUCUGCGUCCAAGGCUGAGGCACUCACCAAGGGACCGCCGGGUGGUGGCGCGGGCUCCGCGCCGGGGGAGCGUGGCAGCACCCUGCUGGAGUUUGCGGGCGGAACGAGCUUCGGCUCCGAGCCAGCGGCCACAUAUGCGGGGCCCUCGGGCACCUUCGAGGAGAGCAUCAUGUGAGGGCCCAAGGCCGACGGAGGCGCAGCCCGCUGGGCCACCGGCCUCUACCCGGGUCGGCUCGGGCACCGGCUUCUGCGCGCCGGCCCCUUGCUCCUCUGGCAUCGGGGGGGGGGGCUGAGGGUCCCACUCCUGGUGCGGUGCUUUCCCCUCAGUUCCUGGCGCACCGUCCCUUUGGCCCCGGGCUUCCCUCUGGGCCCACCCAGAGGACCGGGUCUCCAAGCUCGUCCGGCCAUGUGGGGGCGCAUGGAGAGAGGAGAGCCAUGUUCGGCGGCGAAGAGGGCAGGGGGGGACCACCCUGACCAAGACUGCGGCAUCCGUGGGCCUAUGCUGAGAAGCUAAGCGGUAGGGAUGGCAAGCUGUUAUUUAUUUUACUCGGAUGCCGAUUUGGGUGGCCAAGGGGACAGGUGGCUGAUGAGUUUGUAACUGGGUUUUACAGCGAGGGAGAUGGAGCCCUUGUGUCAAGGGGAGGGUGGAGGUGUCAGGGCAGAGUGCCCGGCUACUGCAGUGGGUUUGGCUGACGACUUCUUCCCAUUCCUCAGUGCGAGACUUAAGGGACCUUCUGGUCAUUUAAGUAUGUCCGGGAAGUUUUAAGGACUGUGCACGGGACAAAGGGAAGCCUUGUGGGUUUCCAAAGGACGAUGUUCCUCCUUAACCCAGGGGGACAGAGAUUCAACUGGGAAAGCUUUUAUUCUGACUGUAGUCUGUGGAUAUUUAUUUCCAUCUCUUGCUUGGCCUGAAGAAUCUGGGAGGAGAAAGAGCCAGAAACUAAAUUUGCGGCAGGGGCAGAUGAGUUGCAGGUGUUCGUGGGGUCCCCAGGGCACUUGAAGCCUUAACUUCGGGGAUCCCUUGUUCUUCUCAACCCCUUGGAGCAUCGAGAUCAGCCAGGCUCUAGUUAGCCUGCUGGGUUUUAAUCUCAGCCUCCCCAUCAAGUGCUAUGUACUCACUUGGGCAGCUGGAGGUGGCAAACUCAGAGAUCCUUGGGGCACACUGGCAGGCUCCUGCAGCCCUGGGCCCCAGCCUUCAGCUCCCUGCGGUGCCACCUCCCCUGGAGGAGGUGGGCACGUGGGGCUCUGCCCUUCUGAGCCUGACGACUUUGGAUUUAACACCAAAUGUAAAGUGACUGAGGUUGGUAGCAGGAUCAUUCCUUAUGUCCCAUAAUUAGGGCCCUGGGACACACUGCUUCUGUCAUUGUUCUACCCUAGAAGCAAGUCAUGUUUCUGUUUUGAGUCCCAUUACACAGGGCCGGCAGUCUGCACAGUGGAAGCCCACCUCCAGGGGUGUGAAUCUGAGCCAGAGGCUCAAAAACUCACCAACCAAGCACCCUGCUAUGCAAGGCCUGCGUCUGGCAGGCACCCCACCCUCUGCGGGGUGGUGGGGAGCCACCUGGCAGGUAGCUGAGGCACAGCUCAAGUGAGAUUCCCCUCCCUUAAUGCCUUUUGGGCCAGUGUGAAUGGGGCCAGAAAACUGAUAUUUUUAAGCAACUGCAUUCCCUUUUAGACCUAGUUCCUUCUGUUUUAGUGUAGACAUGGCCUUGGGGCCUGAGAGCCAGCAACCAGGCUGCUAGGGACUGGGACCGGGGUAGGAGGCGCAGUAGUUGGUGGGUGGGAAGAAGGCCUGGAUGGUGGUGGGAAGCAUUAGCCUGGCGGGGUGAGGUGGUAGGGUGGGGUGGGGGGUGAGGAGGGCAGGAGUCCCUGGGGAGGCAUCAGUAGUGCUGGGUGGUGCCUUCUCUGUCCUCGGUGCCCCUCCUUUCCCUGUGGGACACGAGCCUCAAUAGGGCCAAGGGCAGGGUGAGCAGGCCGCAUGGGAGGCCGGCUCUGUGCCUGUCCCUCCCCGCAUGCUCCUUGGGUGCAUACCUUUGGUGCCCCUCCUGGGCCCCAGCUGCUUCUGACCUACCCUGAAGCUGUCGGCAGGAGGACCUAGCUUUAAUAAAGAGUGGAGAAAUGAGCUUUCUGACUGGCCUCAUGUUGUUGCAGCUCUUCAGUGCCCUCAGGGAGGCUCUGCAAGGCCCAGGCCCGUCUUGUUUCUGCAAACAUGUUUUCAGGAGUUUCUCUUUACAGAAACUAGAACUGGGCUGUGAGGAGUCAGCCCAAACCAGCUUUGGCCCCUGCUGCCUGUGUCCACCAAGUCUUUCUGGGAGUCCCCAGUGGGCCCCCUGCACUGCCACAUAUUCCUUGUAACACAUACCUAUCUUGGGACAUUACUGUGUUUAGGAUUGUUCUGUCCCGCCUUUCUGUGGUUGAAAGAGAGGGGCCAGGUUCCCUUCCCGGUGGUCCAGACAUGAGUCACAGACCUUUCCUCUCCUCUGAACUGAUUUAUUAACUGUAUUCUUUCCAUGUGGUGUCCCUGUGACUAGAUCUGACCUUCCCAUCCUUUCCCCAUGGAUUAGAGAAAUAUAAACUAUGAAGUAAAUUUGCUUUUUGAGUGUGAUUUGGAGGCAUCAGAACAGAAACCAGUAUUUCAUUAAAAAAAAAAAUGACAGGCUUUGAGUGUCAGAUGGAUGUUAAGACCUAGUUUUAAAUGGAUGGCCUGGAGGAACUUAAAGUAUCCAGAAAAGCUAAAUUACUCCUUGAUAGAGCUAACAGCUGUCCAGUCAAAUACUUUAUUCUAGGGGAAAAAAAUCCAAUUCUGAUGGUUGUAGAAAAGAAACAAAGCCUUCAUGAUUUUGAGAGGACAUCUGAAUUUUUGGAGUCCUGAUUCAUUACCCAAGUGUCACUUUAGCAUCUCCCAUCAUUGCCAAGGAAGAGUGGAAGACCCCAGUGACCCCUGAGAUGUGACCCAUGAAAGGUGGUACUUAGAGAGUCACGAGGCCCUGAGCACCCCUCUGCCUCACCCACCUUUGGUAUUUUCCUUUUUCUCUAUUGCUUGAAUUUCCCUAACCUUCUUUCUUCUGACCCUUUCACUUAAUCUCUUCAAACAUUUCCUCCUCUUUUUUCUUUCUCUAAUUGGCUACGUAUGGAAUAAAGUAUUUUGAAAUUUUUGGUUAUAUUUAUUAAAUAAAGCUUUAUGAUUCAUGUUCA
This is a messenger RNA of Manis pentadactyla (Chinese pangolin), 6373 nucleotides long. It is a transcript of the gene ZNF316, whose product is annotated as zinc finger protein 316. Gene Ontology annotation, molecular function: DNA-binding transcription factor activity, RNA polymerase II-specific; sequence-specific DNA binding. Gene Ontology annotation, cellular component: nucleus. The record is from RefSeq and is a predicted model, not a curated record. Gene Ontology annotation, biological process: regulation of transcription by RNA polymerase II. Bases 342 to 3356 code for a protein of 1004 amino acids. The transcript is spliced from 8 exons. NCBI's taxonomy places the organism in Eukaryota, Metazoa, Chordata, Mammalia, Pholidota, Manidae.